Messenger RNA from Wallemia ichthyophaga EXF-994, 1434 nucleotides. RefSeq lists its product as uncharacterized. Gene Ontology annotation, molecular function: signaling receptor activity. The transcript has 2 exons. Lineage: Eukaryota; Fungi; Basidiomycota; Wallemiomycetes; Wallemiales; Wallemiaceae. Gene Ontology annotation, cellular component: membrane. The record is from RefSeq and is a predicted model, not a curated record. The coding region runs from base 1 to 1434 and encodes 477 amino acids.
AUGAAUCAAGAUGCAGACAGCAAACGGCGCAAUUCACAAAGUUGGCAAUCGUCGCAUUCGAGUAAUCCCAGUCUAAGUUUUCUGCCGACGGAAAUAGCCUCGCAUUUACCAACGACGAGCAGCGCACUCGACUAUCUCGACCUGCAUGGGACGGUGGAGGCGGUGUGGAGUGCCGGCGAGCGACUCCAGCGGGGUUUCUACGAAAUGGAGGACAGAGUGAGGCAGUUGAUCGACACCAACGCGACGUCGAAGCGUUCUCUCGAGAUGGGGCGCGAGCUUCUGCGAAUGAUAAGCGAAUUGCGCAGUAUGGAUACAGAGAAACUUCACCGUCAGCUCCCCUCGGUGCAUCUGCAGGUGCAGAUGGAGGCAGUGAGCGAGCGACUGAAAUCGGUGAUAGCGGCAUCCGCUUCUGCGUCUGCUUCUACAUCCACCUUUACUGCGGAACAAGCCGCGGUGGUGCUGGAGAAGUGGGACGAGAUCCGUCGGCUCGUCGAGGCUGAGGUACAUACUAAAGCGCAGAUGGUCGAGCACGGCUUCGACUCGGCACGCACAGCUAUCGAGUGGGCCUUAGCGCGCGCGCAGAAUGGUGCACGUCUUAUCCAGUUCAGUGAGCUGCCCGAUGCGUGGAAGAACAACGAACAUAUACUCACUGGAUACCGAUUCAUACCGAUACACAACAACAAGAGCGAGUUAUUCCGAUCUGCAUUUACAUGGCACAACGAGACGGUUAACGUACAGACGCACCUGUGGGCUGCUGUUGGAGUGGCUCUGCUUUUCGCCUAUCACAUCGCUGCGCCUCAUCCUGCGUGGGUGGCACACGACAGCACGUGGUCUGACAAUUUGGUGAUGAUGGGUUUUCUCCUCGCCGCGCUAAAGUGCUUGGUGUUCUCCAGUCUGUGGCACAUCCACGCUGGGUGUGCAGAUAAGCGCAUCUUCGAACACUACGCAUGUGUUGACUACGUCGGUAUCAGUUCGCUCAUCACAGCGAGUGUGACGGGCGUGACGUACUACGGGCUAUACUGUGACGACGUGACACGCAACACACUCCUCACCUUCAUCAUCUCCAAUGCCAUAGCAGGCAGCUACCUCCCUUUCACCGAGUCGUUCAACAGGAAGGAGAGCCGCGGGUAUAGGAUUGGGUUCUUCGUGUAUAUGGCCAUUUGCGGUGCAGCGCCUAUACUGGCUAUGGUUCACUAUCAUAGUCUCGCUAACACCCUUUCCUUCCUCGCACCCCUUAUACCGUCCCUCCUCUUUUACGUCGUAGGGCUCGUCGUUUACGCCCUCCAGAUACCUGAGUGCCUCGCACCCGGCCGCUUCGAUUUCGCUUUCGCGAGCCAUAAUGCUUGGCAUAUCGCCGUCGCUGCUGCUAUCUUUUUGCAUUACAGAGCUAUUGUGAGCAUGCACGCGUCGCGAUAUCUCUUUGCAUCGUCGUAA